CCUAAAAAAGCUCCAUAAACAGAAUUGCGACCGAAUGUCUUUUCAAUGCAACGAAAAUGGUGAAGUGUGGGAAAAAGUGGGCAUUGAGUAAAGGCUUCGACAGCUCGAACCAUGACAGAGGCGUCGGAGGAUGGUAACUAUCUGGUGAAGGUUUGUGCCCAGGUAAUGACAAGGGAUGAUAGUUCAGGUGGUUGGGUUCCUCUAAGUGGAGGUGGUUUAGCAAAUGUUUCGGUUAGACGAAGACCAACUUCAGAUGGGCAUCAAUCUAAUAAUACCAAUGGAUCUGGUAUAUCUACUAUGACUGCCUCUACUACCAAUUCUACGCACUCUGUAUCAACUACAGCUGUCACUAAUACCCAAAGUCAUGGAUCUUCUAGUAAUUCUCCACCUGGUGCAACUAAGAAGAGGCAUGAAUAUCUUAUUUAUGGGAUACGCAUCACCGAUCAAUCAACUUUGAAUUUGCCUGUGGAACCACCAGAACCACGUCCAUCAUCAGAUACACCUCAUGGAAUAGUUCGAGUGCCCAAUUAUCAUUCCCAGUGUUCAGAUCUUCCUGAUUCACACAAACCUAUUCAUUAUAUUGGUGGACCAUCUAUAAAAGUACCACCAUCUCAACAUCCUUUAGCAUCAACUGAAGAUGUUGGAUCAGAUAACUAUCCUUAUGUGCAGCUCACGACGCUUAAUCAUGAAUAUUUAUAUCCCAUCAUUGGUGAUCAUAAAGGAGACCGGCUAAAUAGACAUAAUACCAGUAGUUCUCUGAAGAAGCCAGAUACUAUAGUAUCACAACCCUCUAAAAAUACUAUGAAACGUAAUAUUCGAUUACGAUGUAAACAUUGCCAAGAGUUGUACACAGAACAGCACAAUCCUAGAGGAUCUUGUGAAUAUGCACCGGAUCCUAUUAGACGAGGAAUCGCAAAAAUUUCGUGUCUGUCUUGUGCUCAGGGCAUGUUAUACCAUUGUAUGAAUGAUGCGGAAGGUGAUUUUUCCCAGAAUCCUUGCAGUUGUAGCACAGAAGAAGGAUGUGGACGCAGAUGGUUUGGUUUGGCAUUAUUAUCACUGAUCGUUCCUUGCUUGUGGAUUUAUCCUCCAUUAAGAGCUGUUCAUUGGUGUGGCACGUCCUGUGGAAUGUGUGGGGGACGUCACCAUCCGAUGGAAUAA
Molecule: messenger RNA, 1158 nt
Organism: Habropoda laboriosa
Lineage: Eukaryota; Metazoa; Arthropoda; Insecta; Hymenoptera; Apidae
Gene: Spred
Product: sprouty-related, EVH1 domain-containing protein 2
Exons: 4
Coding region: 112-1158 (348 amino acids)
Biological process (GO): multicellular organism development; negative regulation of MAPK cascade
Cellular component (GO): membrane
Molecular function (GO): protein kinase binding
Source: RefSeq, a predicted model, not a curated record